Messenger RNA from Saccostrea cuccullata (small rock oyster), 1547 nucleotides. RefSeq lists its product as uncharacterized. Lineage: Eukaryota; Metazoa; Mollusca; Bivalvia; Ostreida; Ostreidae. The transcript has 2 exons. The coding region runs from base 1 to 1143 and encodes 380 amino acids. The record is from RefSeq and is a predicted model, not a curated record.
AUGGCAACUGGUGUUGAUGGUAAAAAAGAUUUACAAGAAGAUAUUGAUGAAAGCAAGGGUAAGAAAGACUUACAAGAAAUUAUAGAGCAAAUCAAUGCAGAAGAGCAUUACAGGGUUAUUACAAAAGAGGAGUAUGAACUGUUGAAAGGGCAGAAAAUUCCAACUACCCCUAAGAUUGAACAUGGUUUGAGUCAAGGUACCAUUCCUAAACUUCCACCCUUAGGUCAAGUACCACCCCCAAAUCACAUACCCACACCAGGUUAUUUACACCCGCCAGGUCUUAUGUCAUCACCUCAAUUUUUUAAUAGCUCUGCUCUGUUUCAUCAAAAUAACAACCCUACCCCUGUAAAACUUCCAACUUUUAGCGGUAGUGAGCAAGCUCAGAAAGGUGAAGUGAGCUAUGACGUUUGGUCAUAUGAGGUUAGGUGCUUAAAGGGCCAAUGGCCUGACCAUGUUCUUUUGCAGCCAGUGAGAAGUUCUCUGAAAGGGACGGCGAGAGAAAUUCUGAUUCCACUUGGAGAAUAUGCAACGGUUGAGAACAUCCUCGCAAAAUUAGAACAGUGUAUAUCAAAGGCUGUAAAACUAGGUCAUAUUGAUGUAAAUGCCAAGGACCCCAUGCUUAGAUCAAAGUUAUGGUCAGGUUUAAGAAGUACGCAGUUGAGAAAUGCUACAAGGCACAAGUAUGAGACUGUUAAAGAGUUUCACUCCCUUCUUAGAGAGAUAAGACAGAUUGAGCAAGAAGAAACUAGUCUGAAAUCUGUAAAUUCAGUUCCAAAAUCAAGUGUUGCUAUGUCAAGUAAUGUAGAUUCAAUGACAAUUCAAAAUUCUGAACUGCAAAAUAUGCAAAAACAGCUUACAGAAUUACUUUUUCAGAUGAAGAAACUUGAUAGCAGAAUGAGUAAAAUUGAACAAAGUUCAAAUGCAAAUAAUCAAACUCAAACAACUGGUUUUAAUAAUACAGGUUCUUUUCAGACAAGUACCUCCAACAAUAUUUACCACAGAGGAAAUUUCAAAGGCAGGAGAAAUUUGCCAACAGGGGCAGCAGAGGAAUGUAUUUCCAAUCACAGCAACCUCCAAACCAGCAGCAGCAGACUCAGCAACCAUGUCAACAGAGGCAGUUUAGUCAACAGUCUGGUAACAUGAAUGGGUUUGGUGCAGGUAGUACUUUAAAGUAGUUUCAUCUCCUGUUGCGGGGCAAACUGGAGAUUCAUUUAAAAAUAGCCCUAAUUCUACCAAAAAUCCAUCCAGUCUUUUGUACAGGUUAGUUGGAGAAUCCAGUGAAUCUGAAAUUAUUGUCAAUGGUAUAAAAACUAAAGCUCUCAUUGACUCAGGAUCCAUGAUAACCUGUAUAUCAGAAGAAUUUUUCAGAAAUUUAAACCCUAGGCCUGAGUUACAUGACCUUUCAGAAUUUGAACUCAAUAUUCAGAGCGCUAAUGGCAGUGCUUUGCCAUACAGCGGCUAUGCAGAAAUUGACAUAUGUGUACCUUGUUUUGGUAAAUUUACAUAUACUAUUCCUGUUCUAGUAGUUCCCCAGACAAAUUAUUCAA